AUGAGGACUUCUUCUGCUGCUUGCUGCAUCGCCGUUAAACCCAUUAUCGCCACACCAGCCUUCAGAGGCAUCAACGUUGUGCGGUCGUGGCUGCCCCCCUGCAGCAGCAGCAGCAGCAGCAGCAGCAGCAGCAGCAGCAGCAGCAGCAGCAGCAGCAGCAGGAGUAGGACAGCAGCAGCAGCAGCAGCAGCAGCAGCAGCAGAAGGAGGAGCAGCAGCAGCAGCAGAAAAAGCAGCAGCAGCAGCAGAAGGAGCAGCAGCAGCAGCAGAAGCGGCAGCAACAGCAGCAGAAGCGGCAGCAGCAGGAGCAACGGCAGCAGCAGCAGAAGCGGUAGCAGCAGAAGCAGCAACAGAAGCAGCAGCAGCAACAGCAGCAGCAGCAGCAGCAAACAUAUAUCCACAUAAGAACUAUACACCCGCCAUGAUUUCAGUUAUUACUUUCGUGUCGCUGCAGCAGCAGAAAGUUUAG
Messenger RNA from Eimeria mitis, 468 nucleotides. RefSeq lists its product as uncharacterized. Lineage: Eukaryota; Apicomplexa; Conoidasida; Eucoccidiorida; Eimeriidae. Bases 1 to 468 code for a protein of 155 amino acids. The record is from RefSeq and is a predicted model, not a curated record. The transcript is spliced from 2 exons.